AUGGCUGUUCAUAAGUGGACAAGGCAGGAAAAGUUCAAGCGCGGUGUCUGGGCAAUUGCUUUUGCAGCAUGUAUCUUUGCGGGCACAAUCACUGGUGCGCAGCUAAAGACGGACAAUGAGAAAAAAGAGGCUAUCCAAGAAUUUCGAGCAACAUCCCCCAACGACCAAAUAGCUGCUCUCCUAUCACAACGGAAGUCUCUGAUUUCACAGAAAGCAGUCCUCCAAAGGAAGAUAGAUGCCUUCGAGCUCCGUGUCAAGGAACGCGCAGCUGAAAAGGCGAGGAAGGAGAACAGUUCGUCGUAG
Fusarium sp. VM40 is the source of this 303-nucleotide messenger RNA. The record is from the annotation of a GenBank genome assembly. NCBI's taxonomy places the organism in Eukaryota, Fungi, Ascomycota, Sordariomycetes, Hypocreales, Nectriaceae.